This is a messenger RNA of Paramisgurnus dabryanus, 2330 nucleotides long. RefSeq names its product synaptotagmin IV (gene syt4). Gene Ontology annotation, molecular function: calcium-dependent phospholipid binding; phosphatidylserine binding; calcium ion binding. Gene Ontology annotation, cellular component: exocytic vesicle; plasma membrane; axon. The record is from RefSeq and is a predicted model, not a curated record. Gene Ontology annotation, biological process: calcium ion-regulated exocytosis of neurotransmitter; vesicle fusion. NCBI's taxonomy places the organism in Eukaryota, Metazoa, Chordata, Actinopteri, Cypriniformes, Cobitidae.
AAUUGGGGUGGCGUCGGUUUUCAGGCACAUUCAUAGCGCAGCGAGUAUCAGCACUGGGUGGGUGUGAGGAAACCUCUCGGAAAGGGGUUAUUGUGCGUAUUGUAUUUUGGGGAGCAACAAUAAACAAGCUUAGGUUUUUAAAUCAAUUAAGAACUAAAAGUAUUUAUCCGUCUGAAGCGAAAGGCGAAAGCGUGCAGUAAAGAGUCGUGCGCGGCGGCAUCUUUUCAGUACCUUGGACAGUGCGCGCGUUUACAAUGGCACCAGUGGAGUUAGAGGACGCUCAUUUCGCGGAGGUUCCUGUGAGUGUGGCUGUAGUGAGUGUGUUCGGCCUGGUCUUCAGUGUGUCUAUCUUUGCAUGGAUUUGCUGUCAGCGCAAAGACAGCAAGACCAGUAACAAGACCCCACCCUACAAGUUUGUCCACAUGCUGAAGGGAGUCGACAUCUAUCCCGAGGGCCUAAAUGGAAAGAAAAAGUUUGGCGAAGAUAAGACACCAGACCAUACCAAUGAAAAACAAACCACCAGUCCCACAAAUGGGCGACCGGAUCUCCAUCUCGACCUGGAAAAAAGAGAUCUUAAUGGAAACUUCCAAAUGAAAGUGCGUAGUUCCCCAGACCUGGAUAUCCCAUCCCUUCAAGCAGGUUUUAGGCAGAGUGGUAAUCAAGAGGCUGGUACUCCUGAAAGCAACCUUUCAAGUCAGGCACCAACCCCGGCCGUGGAAAAAUCCCAGGAUAAGGAGGGUGGCCUGGGGACGCUGUUCUUUUCCGUUGAGUACAACUUUGAGAAGAAGGCAUUCGUGGUUCACAUCAAAGAGGCCCAUGGAUUGUCUCCCACUGAUGAACAAUCGCUGACCUCUGACCCCUACAUUAAGCUGACCUUGCUGCCUGAGAAGAAGCAUAAGGUGAAGACACGUGUCCUGAGGAAGACUCUGGAUCCAGCUUUCGACGAGACCUUCAGCUUCUAUGGAAUCCCGUACGCACGUGUGUCCCAGCUGGCUCUGCACUUCAUGGUGCUGAGUUUUGAUCGAUUUUCACGCGACGAAGUUAUCGGAGAGACCCUUGUUCCUCUGGCUGACAUCGACCUCACCGAAGGGCGGGUCCUCAUGAGCCGGGACAUUAUUAAGAGGAAUGUCAGGAGGAGUGCAGGUCGAGGAGAGCUGCUUCUAUCUCUGUGCUAUCAAUCCACCACAAGCACCCUGACCGUGGUGGUACUGAAAGCUCGACACCUGCCCAAGGCCGACUCCAAUGGACCAUCAGACCCUUACGUAAAGGUGAACUUGUACCAGGGGAAGAAGCGAGUGUGUAAGAAGAAGACGCAUGUGAAAAAAUGUGCUCCCAACCCUGUCUUCAACGAGCUCUUUGUUUUCGACUUACCCUCGGAGGAUGGUCUGCGAGACACCAGCGUGGAGCUCCUCCUGCUUGACUCCGACAGGACGUCCCGUACACCCGUCAUUGGCCGGCUUCUCCUUGGCACCUCCUCCCCUGGCACCGCCGGCGAACACUGGCGCGAGAUAUGCGACCACCCGCGGCGACAGAUCGCUAAGUGGCACGUGCUGUCUGAAGACUAGCUUUGUUGGUUACCAUGCCGACAGGAGCGCAGAAACUGUCAUUAAAAUCCAUGGAUGAGUGGGUGGGAGUCGAACUUGUCGCAGUUAUAUCCUCUGUCAAGCAACAGUCAUAUGAGUCAUAUCAUUGGGGCGGGGCUUCUUCUGAGGGGGAGGCGCCAGCUGAUCCCGGCCAAUUAAUGAUUCCAAAGACAGUCUCUGAUGCCCAAUGAUGCUUGCUUCAUUCAAAACCUGAUUGAUUGCCACCUUGUGCAGUACCGAAUGUCAUUAAUGUCGCUAUUGCUGUUCUUCUCUACUCAUUGUUAAUAAUAGCCCAUCAUGCGAUACAAUUAAAGAAAAUCCUGGUAAUGUGAUGAUGUAAAAUAGCUGAAUUGCGUUUUAUUUUUUAAAAAGAUGCUUUAAUCUCUUAUUUAUUCAGAUGUGGAAAUGUAUUAAUUUCUCUUCCUUUUAUACUUGAUUUCUUGACUUGUUUUCAUGUUUUUGCCUGAAUGCAUUUCAUAAGUGGGGAGGACGGAUCCUACAUUUGGCACACACGAGCAGAGGCUGAUGUAAUAUUGCAGAACAACUGCACGAACUGAACUGAAGACCGCAUGCAGUGCGCGUAUAUGUGGGCGAAUGUGAGCGUGUGUCCGUGUGUGUGUGUGUUACCUGUAGUUCAGUUCUAGUGGAGUGCAAGGAAGUGUUGUUCUCUUCACUGUGAGCACAAUGGUUGAAGUGACUUGUACGUGUCUUAUUAUAAAAUAUCCAGUUCUGAGAAAAAAACUGCCU